Bradysia coprophila is the source of this 1363-nucleotide messenger RNA. It is a transcript of the gene yellow-g, whose product is annotated as L-dopachrome tautomerase yellow-g. NCBI's taxonomy places the organism in Eukaryota, Metazoa, Arthropoda, Insecta, Diptera, Sciaridae. The record is from RefSeq and is a predicted model, not a curated record. Gene Ontology annotation, cellular component: extracellular region.
GAAAUAUAUAACUCCUGUUGAGAUAUUCACAAGAACUAGUCACUCGAUUAAGCUUAAAGUAAGUCAGCAUACGAACAUUGGGUGAUGCUUUUCGCAUGAAAUUUAAUUUGAUAAAUUGAACGUUCAAGCAAAAAAAUUUAUAUCGCUCGCGUAAAAUGAGUAAAGUAUUUGUUCUGUUGUGCGUCGCGAUUGUGGGUGUAUCGUGCGAAUGUGAUAAAUCAAUUUUACCAGAAUUGACAUAUCGUUUGAGUGGCAACAAUUUGGAGUGGCCAUGCCAAUCGACAAAGAAUAUUUACACAAGCACUGGACGGUAUACAGCUAGAAAUGUAAUAGCGACCCGAGCACAAAUUUACAAAGAUAACGCUUUGGUUGCGGUGCCACGGUAUAAGGGUGGUGUUCCAAUUACAUUAGGCAUUGUUAAUAUGAAGAAAGGUAGUUGCUCCGCACCGAUAGCACCGUUUCCAUGUUGGUCACUGCAAGAGGAGGGUAACUGUCAGGCGUUGCAAUCCGUUGUUGAUUUGUUUGUCGAUGAUCAAGAAAUCUUAUGGGUUUUGGAUGUUGGUGUUGUGCAUACCUUACUGCAGCCAAUCAAACGAUGUGCACCGAAAGUGGUAGCUAUCAGCUUGCGUACCAAGAAAGUCGUCAAAGUUAUCGACUUAUCCAAUGUGUUAACUCAAGUUUCGCGAUUGCAGUAUUUGUUGGUCGACUAUGACAAUGAAGGACGAGCCUAUGUAUACAUCGCAGAUGCAGGAUCACGUGCCAUUUUAGUUCAUGACGUUACUGACAACAAAAGUUAUAGAGUCGUCUUACCGGUGGCUGUUAAAGAUGGUAGCUCCAAAAAUGAUGUUCUUUAUAUGGUUCUAAUUCGCAAGGCAAACGGCGCAAAUGUCAUCUAUUUCACGUACUUGGGUUCGCCACGUCUAUUUUCAAUUAAAACGGAACAUUUGCGAAAGGGAACAGGUUCUGGAUCUGUGGUAGAUGUUGGACCGAAACCGAACGGACAACCAAUUGUGUUGCUUGGUACGGAUAACGGAGCUUCGUUAUUCUUACGAUACAAGGGAUUGAACGACAUUUAUCUGUGGAAUACAGACACUUGUUUCAAAUCCAGCAAUUUCCUCGAAGUGCAAAGAGGUGGAGACUGUCGCCUGUCUACUCAGGUCAUGCCCGGACAGAAGCGAUAUAUGUGGACGAUUGAAAGUAAUUUCCAUCAUUACAUCGCUGAUACAGUUGGAUGCACCGGAGCGUCAGUUGUUAUCCAUCCGGUUGUAAGAGAAUGUGAAGAUUAGACUGCCAUUACUUUUAGUUUAAGCUUGGAAAUUUAUUUAUUUAUUUAUUGACAAUACAUGGUUGUUGAAAUUGAAAA